This is a messenger RNA of Sorex fumeus (smoky shrew), 4401 nucleotides long. It is a transcript of the gene ARHGEF10L, whose product is annotated as Rho guanine nucleotide exchange factor 10 like. Gene Ontology annotation, molecular function: guanyl-nucleotide exchange factor activity; protein binding. Gene Ontology annotation, biological process: positive regulation of stress fiber assembly; SREBP signaling pathway; actin cytoskeleton organization. NCBI's taxonomy places the organism in Eukaryota, Metazoa, Chordata, Mammalia, Eulipotyphla, Soricidae. The record is from RefSeq and is a predicted model, not a curated record. The transcript is spliced from 28 exons. Gene Ontology annotation, cellular component: cytosol. Bases 157 to 3999 code for a protein of 1280 amino acids.
GGCGCGGGGCGGCGGCCCGGCCCUGGGCGCCCGCCGCGGCCGGGGCAGCGGAGCGCGGGGCCGGCGGCCGGCGCCUUUGUGAGCGGCGCGGACACAACAAAGGCGCGUCCGGGCGGCCGGGCCGACACACCGCUGGACCGAGCUGGACCUUGUCUGAUGGCUUCUUCCGACCCCCCUCCACAGGCUGCCACAGGAGAUCUGCUGGUUCCCGGAGGCCCAGGCCCCUCCCCCGAGGCAGAGGACGACCCCGGAGAGGCCUUCGAGUUUGACGACAGCGAUGAUGACGAGGACACCAGCGCCAGCGCUGGCCUGGGCGUCCCAGGCGUGGCUGCAGACAGAGAUGCUGCCGCUCCACUGAUCCACUUGGACUCGGCUCCCAGCUCUGACCCGGAUCCAGUGGCUGCACCCCAGGCGCAGGCCCCACCCCCGCUGAGUAACGGGGAUGCCCAGGACGUGGCCUUCUCCGGGGUCCCGCGUUCCAGCUGGAAACGGAAAAGCUCCCGUCGCAUCGACCGGUUCACUUUCCCCGCCCUGGAGGAGGAUGUGAUCUACGACGACGUUCCCUGCGAGAACCUGGACGCGCAUCAGCCCGGGCUGGACCGGAACUUGCCCUACGAGGAUGUGCACCGGGACGGGGCCCUGCGGGAGGCGGAUGACCUAGGCUGGAGCUCCAGCGAGUUUGAGAGCUACAGCGAGGACUCGGGGGAGGACGCCAAGCCAGAGGCCCAGCCUGCCAAGCACCGAGUGUCCUUCCAGCCCAAGCUUUCUCCAGACCUGACCAGGCUAAAGGAGAGGUACUGCAGGACUAAGCGAGACAUCCUGGCUUUGCGCGCCGGGGGGCGAGACAUGCGGGAGCUGAAGCAGAAGUACGAUUGUAAGAUGACCCAGCUCAUGAAGGCCGCCAAGAGCGGGACCAAGGACGGGCUGGAGAAGACCAGGAUCGCUGUCCUGCGCAAAGUGUCCUUCCUGCACAGGAAGGACGUCCUCGGUGACUCAGAGGACGAGGACAUGGGGCUCCUGGAGGUCAGCGUCACGGACAUCAAGCCCCCAGCCCCGGAACUGGGCCCCAUGCCAGAGGGGCUGAGCCCUCAGCAGGUGGUCCGCAGACACAUUCUGGGCUCCAUUGUGCAGAGUGAAGGCAGCUACGUGGACUCCUUGAAGCGGGUGCUCCAGGAUUACCGCAACCCGCUGGUGGAGAUGGAGCCCAAGGCGCUGAGCCUGCGGAAGUGCCAGGUGGUGUUCUUCCGCGUGAGGGAGAUCCUGCACUGUCACUCCAUGUUCCAGAUCGCCCUGUCCUCCCGCGUGGCCGAGUGGGAUGCCACCGAGAAGAUUGGGGACCUCUUCGUGGCCUCGUUCUCCAAGUCCAUGGUGCUGGACGUGUACAGUGACUAUGUGAACAACUUCACCAAUGCCAUGUCCAUCAUCAAGAAGGCCUGCCUCACCAAGCCUGCCUUCCUGGAGUUCCUCAAGCGGCGGCAGCUGUGCAGCCCUGACCGUGUCACGCUCUACGGGCUGAUGGUGAAACCCAUCCAGCGCUUCCCGCAGUUCAUCCUCUUGCUCCAGGACAUGCUGAAGAACACGCCCCGGGGCCACCCGGACCGGCUCUCGCUGCAGUUGGCCCUCACUGAGCUGGAGACGCUGGCCGAGAAGCUCAACGAGCAGAAGCGCUUGGCCGACCAGGUGGCCGAGAUCCAGCAGCUGACCAAGAGCGUCAGCGACCGCAGCAGCCUCAACAAGCUGCUGACAUCGGGCCAGCGGCAGCUGCUCCUGUGUGAGACGCUGACGGAGACGGUGUACGGGGACCGUGGGCAGCUCAUCAAGUCCAAGGAGCGUCGGGUCUUCCUGCUCAACGACAUGCUGGUCUGUGCCAACAUCAACUUCAAGGGCCAGCUGGAGAUCAGCAGCCUGGUGCCGCUGGGGCCCAAGUACGUGGUGAAGUGGAACACGGCGCUGCCCCAGGUGCAGGUGGUGGAGGUGGGCCAGGAGGGCAGCUCCUACGAGAAGGACAACGUGCUCAUCCAGCAUGCCGGCGCCAAGAAGGCCUCUGUGGCUGGCCAGGCCCAGAACAAGGUGUACCUCGGCCCCCCGCGCCUCUUCCAGGAGCUUCAGGACCUGCAGAAGGACUUGGCCGUGGUGGAGCAGAUCACCCUCCUCAUCAGCACGCUGCAUGGCACCUACCAGAACCUGAACAUGACUGUGGCUCAGGACUGGUGCCUGGCCCUGCAGAGGCUGAUGCGCGUCAAGGAGGAGGAGAUCCAUUCAGCCAACAAGUGCCGCCUCCGGCUCCUGCUUCCCGGCAAGCCCGACAAGUCUGGGCGCCCCAUCAGCUUCAUGGUCGUCUUCAUCACCCCCAACCCCCUGAGCAAGAUCUCCUGGGUCAACAGGCUACACUUGGCCAAGAUUGGACUCCGGGAGGAGAACCAGCCGGGCUGGCUGUGUCCGGACGAGGAUAAGAAGAGCAAAGCCCCCUUCUGGUGCCCGAUCCUGGCCUGCUGCAUCCCUGCCUUCUCCUCCCGGGCCCUCAGCCUGCAGCUGGGGGCCCUGGUCCACAGUCCUGUCAGCUACCCAUUGCUGGGCUUCUCGGCGGUCAGCACCUCUCUUCCACAGGGCUACCUCUGGGUCGGGGGCGGGCAGGAGGGUGCGGGGGGCCAGGUGGAGAUCUUCUCCCUGAACCGGCCCUCGCCGCGCACAGUCAAGUCCUUCCCGCUGGCCGCCCCCGUGCUGUGCAUGGAGUACAUUCCUGAGCCAGAGGAGGGCGAGGACGCACACGGGGACCACCAGGACAGUCGGGCAGCCGCUGCCUCCGAGCCCGGAGCUGCAGUGCACCCGGCCAUUUGCUUGGGCCUCCAGGAUGGCAGCAUCCUGGUCUACAGCAGCGUGGACACGGGCACCCAGUGCCUGGCCAGCGGCAAGAGCCCCGGCCUGCAGCCCGUGCUCUGCCUGCGACACAGCCCCUUCCACCUGCUCGCCGGCCUGCAGGACGGGACCCUGGCAGCCUACCCUCGGACCGGCGGCGGCGUCCCCUGGGAUCUGGAGAGUCCCCCCAUGUGCCUGACGGUGGGCCCGGGGCCCAUCCGCACCCUGCUGAGCCUGGAGGACGCCGUGUGGGCCAGCUGUGGACCCCGCGUCACUGUGCUGGACGCCACCAGCCUGAAGACCCAGCAAAGCUUCGAGGCGCACCAGGACGAGGCGGUGAGCGUGACGCACAUGGUGAAGGCAGGCAGCGGCGUCUGGAUGGCCUUCUCGGCCGGCCCCUCCAUCCGCCUCUUCCACACCGAGACGCUCGAGCACCUGCAGGAGAUCAGCAUCGCCACCAGGACCACCUUCCUCCUGCCAGGCCAGAAGCACCUGUGUGUCACCAGCCUGCUCAUCUGCCAGGGGCUGCUCUGGGUGGGCACUGACCAGGGGGUCAUCGUGCUGCUGCCCGUGCCGCGGCUGGAGGGCAUCCCCAAGAUCACAGGGAAAGGCAUGGUCUCGCUCAACGGCCACUGUGGGCCCGUGGCCUUCCUGGCCGUGGCCACCAGCGUCUUAGCCCCCGACAUCCUGCGGAGCGACCAGGACGAGGCCGAGGGGCCCCGGGCGGAGGAGGACAGGCCGGAGGGGCAGGCCCCCGAGGCCGCGCCCGCGCCCGCCAGCCCAGCCGGCCGCGAGCUGGCCCGCAAGAAGGGCGUCCUGCUACAGUACCGCCUGCGCUCCACCGCGCACCUGCCCGGGCCGCUGCUGUCCGUGCGCGACCCCCCGCCCGCCGACGGUCCCGCGCUGGAGCACAGCGAGGAGGACGGCUCCAUCUACGAGAUGGCCGACGACCCCGACGUGUGGGUGCGCGGUCGGCCCUGCGCCCGGGACGCCCACCGCAAGGAGAUCUGCUCCGUGGCCAUCAUCUCGGGCGGCCAGGGCUACCGCAACUUUGGCAGCGGCCCGGGCGGCGGCGGGAGGCCGGCGCCCUGCGGGGAGACGGACAGCGCCCUCCUCAUCUGGCAGGUGCCCUUGACCCUAUAGCCCCCACCUGGGGCCCAGGGCUGGCCGCCUGGGUGUUCAGGGAUCGUCCCCGGGUGCCUCGCCUUUGAGGGAUGGGCUCAGAGUCCAGCGCGUGCACCUGGAGUCUCCAAGAACCUCCCCUGGCAGGGCAAGAAAAGAACCCUGUCGUUGGUGUGGAUGAGGCCGGAGAGCCCAAGGAGCAGGGGAGAAAAAAAAAGGAAACAAAAACCAAAAACUCGAAACCUCACAGACACUGGGCAUGCCCCUGGGCCUGCUGUCUGCCCCCCACCCCCCACCGCGGGGCCGGGUGCAGGGGGUGUGCGGUGUGUGAAUAUCUAUAAAUACGUAUAUAUAUAUAUGUGUACAUUCUAUGUGUAUAAAUAAAGUCUGUACAUAUCGGAGCUCUGGGAGAUGCUGGAAUAA